AUAAACAAGGAGCGGGCCAAUCAGAGAGCUCGGUGGGACGUGACACAGCUGUCAGUCAGGCCUUUAUAAACUUUGUGAGGCUCGACUAGAGGCAGUUGUUUUCUCCUCAUCUCCUUGGACAAAGAAAAUACAUAGGAAGCCACAAUGCUGCCUUUAGCUGUGUUGGCAGUGUUGGCCGUGUGCCUUAGUGCAUCCCUAUCAGCCCCCAGCCUGGACCCUCAGCUGGAUGAUCACUGGGACCAAUGGAAGAGCUGGCAUACAAAGAAAUAUCAUGAGAAGGAGGAAGGCUGGAGAAGGAUGGUGUGGGAGAAGAACCUGAGGAAGAUCGAGCUGCACAACCUGGAUCACUCUAUGGGCGUGCACUCAUACCGCCUGGGCAUGAACCACUUUGGAGACAUGACGUACGAGGAGUUCAAGCAGAUCAUGAACGGCUACAAGCACAAGGCACAGAGGAAGUUCACCGGGUCCCUGUUCAUGGAGCCCAACUUCCUGGAGAGCCCCCGUUCUGUGGACUGGAGGGAGAAGGGCUACGUCACCCCCGUCAAAGACCAGGGUCAGUGUGGCUCCUGCUGGGCUUUCAGCACCACCGGAGCUCUGGAGGGUCAGCAAUUCAGGAAGACCGGCAAGCUGGUGUCUCUGAGCGAGCAGAACCUGGUGGACUGCUCCAGACCUGAGGGCAAUGAGGGCUGCAACGGCGGUCUGAUGGACCAGGCCUUCCAGUACGUCAAGGACAACCAGGGUCUGGACUCAGAGGACUCUUAUCCUUACCUGGGAACGGAUGACCAGCCGUGUCACUACGACCCCAGCUACAGCUCCGCCAACGACACCGGCUUCGUGGACGUCCCCAGCGGUAAGGAGCACGCUCUGAUGAAGGCCGUGGCUUCCGUUGGACCUGUCUCAGUCGCCAUCGACGCCGGACACGAGUCUUUCCAGUUUUACCAAUCAGGAAUCUACUACGAGAAGGAGUGCAGCAGCGAGGAGCUGGAUCACGGUGUGCUGGUGGUGGGUUACGGCUUCGAGGGAGAAGAUGUGGAUGGAAAGAAAUACUGGAUCGUGAAGAACAGCUGGAGUGAAAAGUGGGGAGACAAUGGCUACAUCAUGAUGGCUAAAGACAGAAAGAACCACUGCGGCAUCGCGACAGCAGCCAGCUAUCCUCUCGUCUAACCUUUGCACAGCUCCACUUUGUAGCACCAUAGUGUUUCGUUUUUUAAAUUUUUGCGAAUGUUUGGCUGAAGGCCGGAGGACGACGCUCCGGCCGGAGCGGCGAGCAUCGACAGGAGAUCCUGAGACGUGUCACGAGGAGAGAAAACACUGUUGUUUUUAGGGAAACGGCGCCAUUUGUGUUUUUGGCUGGUUUUAACACCACUUUAUUUUGUCUGAGAAGAUUUUAGUCAAGUGUUUUAUUCUUUGUAAAUAUGUGUAUGCUACUUGGUAAAGUGAAAUGUUAAAACCUGCUUCGGUCAUUGUAAAUGUUUUUUUUUCUACUUUUACUGUGAUCAAUUAAAGUUGUGAAACACUA
This is a messenger RNA of Notolabrus celidotus (New Zealand spotty), 1519 nucleotides long. It is a transcript of the gene ctsla, whose product is annotated as cathepsin La. Lineage: Eukaryota; Metazoa; Chordata; Actinopteri; Labriformes; Labridae. The record is from RefSeq and is a predicted model, not a curated record. Bases 145 to 1164 code for a protein of 339 amino acids. Gene Ontology annotation, cellular component: lysosome. The transcript is spliced from 8 exons. Gene Ontology annotation, molecular function: cysteine-type endopeptidase activity. Gene Ontology annotation, biological process: immune response.